UGUUUUGAAUCACCCAUUGCAAAAAUUCCUUUGAUCAUUCAUUUGAACAUGAAGAAUCUGCAGCCCGUUGAGCAUUUUAUUGGAAUUCCCACCAGAUCAAACAGACUCUUGCUUGAUCAUGGUCUCCAUAAUCAUAUAUCUUUUCCUGUCAAUGGAUCAUUGAAGUUCAAUCAGAUAAUAAAUAAAAAGAGAAGACCAACAGAGAGAGCAAUUAAUGCAGCAAAUAACAUUCUAGAGCAUGGUAGAUACUUUUCCCCAAACAAUUCCUUCCAUAUAUUCAUUAAAUAAAUCAUGAUUUGUUUUCUAAUGAAAUUCUUGCUUGCAGUAAAACUAGGAUCUAAUAUCAGUGCAAUAGUAAAGGGGAAGUUGGGCUUAGGAGCCAAAAUCCUCAAAAAUGGUGGAGUGGAGAAGGUUUUCAAGCAUAAGUUUAGUGUUGAAAAUGGAGAGAAGAUCUUAAAGGCUUCUCAGUGUUAUAUCUCCACAACAGCUGGUCCCAUAGCCGGUCUUCUUUUCAUCACAACUAACAGGAUUGCCUUCUGUAGUGAAAGAUCUAUCAAACUCCAGUCCCCAAAUGGAAUGUCAGCCAGAGCCCAUUAUAAGAUAUCGAUACCACUAGGAAAGAUAAAAGGCGCAAUCGUGAGCCAAAACUCGGAGAGGCCAUCACAGAAGUACAUUGAACUUGCUACUGUGGAUAACUUUGAUUUUUGGUUCAUGGGAUUUCUCAAUUAUCAAAAUACUUACAAAUACAUUAUACAAGCUAUUUCUCUACCUCAAUACUUUGAACUUUCUACUCACUAAGAGGUAGUGAUCAGA
Molecule: messenger RNA, 813 nt
Organism: Impatiens glandulifera
Lineage: Eukaryota; Viridiplantae; Streptophyta; Magnoliopsida; Ericales; Balsaminaceae
Product: putative GEM-like protein 8
Exons: 3
Coding region: 292-798 (168 amino acids)
Source: RefSeq, a predicted model, not a curated record